CCUCGAGGUUUGCGGAUGCUCAAUGAACCGUGAAAUCCCGCAUUGUCACAUCACUGCUCAGUGGGGGAGGAAAGUAAGACGGCGCUCCGCCCGAACGCGGGUUCAUGCUUUAUUUCACAGCUCGGCCGAUCCGCGCCUGACAUGUGCUGCGAGAAGUCAGCGGCGGGAGAGCGCGGGGUCUCCCUUUACGAGGCUGCAGUGAAGCAUGGCUUGAAGGGCUGUUUUACAGAUUACUGGAAAGAAAGGGAUGCUCCGCUGUGCCAGGCAACAGAGAAUUAAAGCAAGUCGUGUCAGUUUACAUGUAGGUUAGUCUAAUUAACUAGCGUUUGCCAGCUUGACGUCCUGCCCGAGGUGGAUCCUUUUCACAUAUUGUACAUGAAGUCACGUCAACUCUCUUUCCAUUCAGAAGCUCUCUCUCUGCCUCUCUGUGGCGCCAUAGUGAAAAACACUGCAGUUCUUUCCGCCAGUCACUCAGAGCCUGUAGCCACACACUCUGUCUCUCUCCCUCAUUCAGCGGCUGGCUCGCUCUCUCCGCGCUCGGCACACGCUGCUCCUCGCCUCCUCACUGCAUCUGUCCUCCUCUCCCCGAAGUGAGGUACCAUGCAUCCUCCUGUCUCCUCCUCCUCCUCCACUCUGACUGUUCCUUGCCAUUCCAGGGUCCCUUUAUCAAAGAGAGCGCUCUCGCUGCAAAGCCGGGGGACCUUAAAAGCUCUGCUACUUGCUUGAGGACUUUGGAGACGGGACAAGGCUGCGCGCCGGCUUCUCCGAGGCAGCUGUGGCAGACGGCCGAUUCUGCUGGGAUGCACGUCUUUGCGGGACCCCUGCUCUCCUCGUAGCGUCCAACCUCUCAAAGUUGCAGGAGCGCACCCGGCGAUCAAGACUCACCUCUGUUUCUCAAAGCGCGGCAGCAACUCGUCGUGCGUGGAGUCUGACCGGCUCGGGAUCACCGUCUCAGCUCCUCGCGCGCUGACCAGGACUGCACCACUGAUAUGUCCGAGCUUGACUUAGCAUAAAUGAUGAUAAUGACUUAGACCCUAAACGAUCUCAUGCUGCCUUUAUUCCUUAAUUUGAUUUCCAUGUGAGAAUCAGCUGCACCAAGCAGAACUGGCCCGGGUAGACGACUCUCAGCUUCACUUCACUUAACAGCACCAACAAAAAGGACAAAGUCAACAGACAGAGAAACUGAAUUUUAGGCACUUUAAGGACACGAUCAAAGCUGCGUUUGUCUUGAAGCUGCCCUAGUGGCCUUUGCCGACAGCCAUGCAGGUCUCCUUUGCUUGCACGGACCACGGGCUGAAGGCCCCGCGUAACGGUGAGCACAACAAGCAGAACGCCACCAGCCCCAACACAACGAGCCAGGCCCGCGCCCGCUUCCGCACCGUGGCCCUGAUAGCUCGCAGCCUGGGCUCCUUCACCCACCGCUACCAUCACAACCUCAAGGAGUCCACCGCCAAGCUCACGGGCAUGAAGUACCGGAACCUGGGGAAAUCUGGGUUGCGUGUCUCCUGCCUGGGCCUUGGAACAUGGGUGACGUUUGGUGGUCAGAUCUCUGAUGAGGUGGCGGAGCAGCUGAUGACUAUCGCCUACGAAAGUGGGGUCAACCUGUUCGACACGGCCGAGGUCUACUCCGGGGGGAAAGCGGAGAUACUCCUGGGCAACAUCAUCAAGAAAAAAUGCUGGAGGAGAUCUAGCCUGGUGAUCACCACAAAGCUCUACUGGGGAGGAAAGGCAGAGACAGAGCGAGGUCUCAACAGAAAACACAUCAUUGAAGGCUUAAGGGGCUCACUCCAGAGGAUGCAACUUGAGUAUGUGGAUGUGGUUUUUGCCAACCGGACGGACAGCAAUACUCCCAUGGAAGAGAUAGUGAGAGCAAUGACACAUGUGAUCAACCAGGGGAUGGCCAUGUACUGGGGGACCUCUCGCUGGUCGGCCAUGGAGAUCAUGGAAGCAUAUUCUGUGGCCAGGCAGUUUAAUCUAAUUCCACCGGUGUGUGAGCAGGCAGAGUAUCAUUUCUUCCAGAGGGAAAAAGUUGAAACUCAGCUUCCAGAGCUUUACCACAAAAUAGGUGUGGGCGUGGUGUCUUGGUCUCCUUUGGCCUGUGGAAUUAUCACGGGGAAAUAUGAAAAUGGCAUCCCAGAAGCCUCCAGGGCCUCGAUGAAGCCAUACCAGUGGCUGAGGGAGAAGAUAAUGAGUGAGGAUGGGAGAAAACAGCAAGCCAAGCUAAAGGAGCUGACUCACAUCUCGGAGAAGCUUGGUUGUACUUUGCCACAGUUAGCCAUAGCUUGGUGCUUGAGGAAUGAGGGAGUCAGCUCAGUGCUUCUGGGGUCCUCUAACCCAACACAGCUGACAGAGAACCUGGGAGCCAUUCAGGUAAUUCCAAAGAUGACAGCAGGCAUCGCCACGGAUGUGGAUCAUAUACUGGGCAACCGUCCGCACAGUAAAAGGGACUACCACCAUUAGAAUAAACCCCCUUCUAGUGAACUAUGCUCCAAAAGCUUAUCAAAGCUCACCUUUCACAGCCAUGGCACCAUAGGUGUGUGCCCAAGAUCGCUUGUGUGUGCGUACGACUGUGUGUGUGCCGGUGUAAUGUGUUCUGCUUGGCUCCUUCAACCGGUACUCAUUAAUGUAAAGUGAGCUACUCGGCAAAGCAUGCAUGCUACAGCUAUAGCAGCCAGCGACUGGACUAAACGAAAGCCAAUUAGAAGAUUCAGCGAGUUGAUUUCUGGUGCAAAAACCUCAACAAAACUGUGCAAGAGUUGCUGAACCAUGAGAAAAAAUAAUAAUUUAGACAUAGCUCAAAUUACCUCUGUGAAUAUGGCUUUCAGUGCACGUAAAAGAAAGCUUUAGCUGAACCUGUUACCCCCAAAUGCAUCACAUUAAGCUCAUGACAGUACAGGACAUACUCAACAGAAAGGUGAUCUGUUUCAAAAUGUACCCAAUGUUGCAGAGAUCUACCAUACUAGAUGUUUGUGGUUUGUAAAAAAAAAAAGUUAAUGAAAAUAAAAUUAGUGAUGAUGUUUAUAAUUGGACCUGGUCUCUGCAGACUAGAUGAAUAUCCCCCAAUGCAGCUGUAGCUGGUCUGUCAUCGUAAUGAAUUGUUUAAGUAAUGGAUGAACCGAAAUUCUGUUCACAACGUUUUUGCUAAUGCCAACAGAGCUAAGUUUGACAAAAAUAAGUUUCAAGACAUCUGUACUGACUGUUAUGGAUACAGUAUAUAUUUCCUUUAUAAGAAUCUUUGUCAGAAUGAGCAUUAUGUCUCCUUAUGUUGUAUCCUUUCAUUUUCACUUAUGCAAAAGCACUGCAGAGUGUACUUUCUUACUGUACUCCCUCAUCUGUUUUUAGUUUAUACUCAGCCAGACUUUCUGUCUGAUUCAUUUGAUUUCAGUCUGUGUUGUGGCUAAAACAUUUGACAACUUGAAGUUGAGGAGAUGUUCUUAAAGGGAAGCUUCUGGAUUAAACACACAAAGCCAUGUUGCUAAUGAAGCCACUCCGUAAACCCAUUAUGGACCCUUGCAGUUAUUCCACCUGGAACAAACUUAAUUUUUACCCAAAUUGUCCCAGAUGCUAGUUUUAAGUAAUGGGAUUGUCUUUGUAAUGUUAUGUUUAGUAAGCCAUGUAUUUUUGGUGUUGUUCAUCAGAUUUGUACAUAAAAUAAAAGCUUAUAAUUCUCAUGUGAAUUUGUUUUAAAGAUAUAUUAUUUUGUAUGCUAUGGAUGCUUUCAUUUUUUUAACCCAGAUCAAUAAAUUAAAUGAUAUGGCGUAACUAA
This is a messenger RNA of Mugil cephalus (flathead mullet), 3766 nucleotides long. RefSeq names its product potassium voltage-gated channel subfamily A regulatory beta subunit 1b (gene kcnab1b). The record is from RefSeq and is a predicted model, not a curated record. The coding region runs from base 1261 to 2460 and encodes 399 amino acids. Gene Ontology annotation, biological process: potassium ion transport; transmembrane transport; negative regulation of delayed rectifier potassium channel activity. NCBI's taxonomy places the organism in Eukaryota, Metazoa, Chordata, Actinopteri, Mugiliformes, Mugilidae. Gene Ontology annotation, cellular component: juxtaparanode region of axon; membrane; voltage-gated potassium channel complex. The transcript is spliced from 15 exons. Gene Ontology annotation, molecular function: voltage-gated potassium channel activity; potassium channel regulator activity; transmembrane transporter binding.